GACGAAGAGCAGAGGUGACACACCGAGAAGCUGUUGUUCGGAUCAGAUUCUGUUCACACUGAGUGUUGAGUAAAAAAUGAUGAUGAUGAUGAGGAUGAUGAUGAAGAUGUCCCUGUGGCUCCUGCUGCUUGGCCUCGCCGUGACGUCUGCUGCUGCCGCCGGACCAGGCAGCUGCGUGGCUCGCUGCGGGGAGGUUUUCACCAGAGGUCAACAGUGCACCUGUGACUUCAGGUGUCUGCAGUAUAAUGAGUGCUGCCCAGACUUUGAGACGACCUGCACCACUGCUCAGUCCUGUCUGGGUCGCUGCAGCGAGCCGUUCAGACGUGGUCAGCUGUGCGAGUGUGACCCCCAGUGCACCCACCACAACACCUGUUGCCCUGACUACCAGCUACACUGCGAUGCCGGAGUGUCGGCCUCACACCCCGAGGCUCUGCUGCCUCUGAGAGCUGCUGCUGCUGCUGCUGCUCCUGCUGCUCCUGUUUCAGGUCAGAGUUCAUCCACAACAACCAACCAGCAGCACAGCUUCCCUUUCUCUGCUCGCUUACCUUCACUAGAGUUUGUGAUCGCUGUCCCAGAUCUUGCAACCCUGUGCUCCUGUCUGAACGUCACACUGAUGUUGGAUAACAGGUGUGUUCUCACAGUCUUCAUAAAAGCGAUACCUGUGUCCUCCUCUUCCUCAGGUAAUCAAAAAUCAAAGAGCAAGAAGAAGGCCAACAGUGAGAGCGAGGAGAAGCUCACAGCCGGUCCGGGAGGUUCCAAGUCCAGACCCAGCACCCUGCAGGAUGUGGCCCAAUCCAGGGGGCUCUCUGUGGUGGACGCAGGCUCUGAGGGAGCAGGAGCAGGUGUCGGUCUGCUGCCGCUGUCCAUCCCCGGGUCUCCACACUCCCCGGCGCCUGCAGAUACUCUGCCCAGCUACGGUGUUCCAUCUCAGGGCGGCGGGGCUCCAGUGAGCCCCUCUGGUCGUGGAGCUGUUGGUGGUGGAGUGAACGGCCAGCUGGUGCUGUCACCUGAGGGAGGGAUUCCAUACGGGUCAAGUCAAGAUGCCAGGUUACAGGCGCAGCAGGACAUAGCCCAAGCCUUGGGGCUCUCCCUGGCGGACGUGGGUCCUGAGGGACCAGAGGCCGGAAUAUUUAUUGAUGUAGGAUUAUGCAGUGAUUCUCCCAUCAAUGGACUGACAGCUUUAAGCAAUGGGACCAUCCUGAUAUUUAAAGGUGAGCUGUUCUGGUCAGUGGACCCUGUCAGUCAUGAAGCUGGUCUUCCUCAGAGCAUCACAGACACUCUGGGCGUCUCGUCUCCCAUCGACACCGUCUUCACCCGCUGGAGCUGCGACAGAAACACAAACACAAACACAAACACAAAGACCUACAUUAUCAAGGGAGACCAGUUCUGGAGUCUGGAUGGGAACAUGGUUGUGGAGCCGGGUUAUCCGAAGCCUCUGGCCUCUGAAUUCCCCGGUCUGACAGGAACCAUCAGAGCUGCUCUGGUUGUCCCAGCAACCAAGAACCGGCCGGAGACUGUCCACUUCUUUAAGGAUGGAAACGUCAUGCAGAGCUUCACCUACCCACCAUGCACCACAAAACCCAGGAGCUCCUUGAAGAAACGCUUGACUCGCCAGGCUGGUCUUCUAAGUGGAGAGAUCAACAUCAAAGUGUCUCUGAAGGGAUUCCCCAGCCCCAUCACAUCUGCCCUGACCAUGCCCAACCCCCAGAAGAGCGACAGAUUCUUCCACUACCUCUUCUCCGGACCGCUCUUCUUCAGAGUCCAGAUUGUAAGUGGCUCGCCGGCGAUGGCCAAACCUGACCCCUCUGCCCCCCUGGCCCCGCUGCCCAUCCUCGGCCCCGCCGCCACAGCAGCCAACUCUGCCAACAUGGCCCCCCACAAUGUCAACCGCGCCGCCCCGGCCAACUCCAUCAAAGUCUGGCUGGGCUGUCCCUAAAAAAAGCAUCCCGAGGAGGAGGCGACGCUGUUCCGGUGUUUUCUGCUUCUAGUCUCUAAUCCAUCUGUAAUGGUGCGGCUCCUUCUGGCAC
Messenger RNA from Seriola dumerili (greater amberjack), 2027 nucleotides. Its product is annotated as proteoglycan 4-like. Lineage: Eukaryota; Metazoa; Chordata; Actinopteri; Carangiformes; Carangidae. Bases 77 to 1936 code for a protein of 619 amino acids. The transcript is spliced from 15 exons. The record is from RefSeq and is a predicted model, not a curated record.